AUGGUUGAUAAUUGUGCUAGGAAAUUGUCUGAAUUAAGAAAUGAGCAACAGUUAGAUGUUCUAUUGGCUGAAGCCAAAAUGUUUUCCCAGGAAAAUGAACUGGAAGAAGUAUGGUUUCCAGAAAAACAGGUUCAGAGACGGAAAAAAAUGGCUGGAGAAAAAACCAAUGAUGAAAUAGUAUCAAAUGCCAAGGAUAAUUUUAAUAUACAAGUUUAUUUCACUGUCUUAGAUCAAAUAUGUACGUCUAUAACUAGCCGAUUUGAAGGAUCACGAGAAAUUUUAUCCGACUUGUCCCUUCUUUCAGUCGACCGACUCAUUGCUACAAGUAAAGGAUGUCCAAUACCUGAAGAUAAUUUUGUGUAUCUUGAUAAGUGGAUUCCAAAUUUACAAAUUGAUCAAUUAAAAUUGGAGUAUUCCACUUUUGCAUACAGUUUCCUUAAAUUGAAAUCAAAUAUAGCAAUUGAAAAAUUGCAUGAAAAGUUAUUAAAAACAUUUAACUUGAUAUCUGCAUUUCCUAAUAUGUACAUAGCAUAUACAUUUUUGUGUACCAUACCAGCUACAUCAGUCAGUAGCGAAAGGACUUUUUCUAAAUUAAAAUUGAUCAAGACGAGAAUUCGUUCAACAAUGGUACAAAAACGUCUGGACAGUUUGAUGCUCUUAUCAUGCGAAAAAGAUGUAAUUAUUAACCUUGAUGAAGCAAUAAACAAAUAUGCCAAUACCUCUAAACUACUACAAGAGGCAUUAUUAUAUAAGUAA
Messenger RNA from Metopolophium dirhodum (rose-grain aphid), 756 nucleotides. RefSeq lists its product as uncharacterized. The transcript has 2 exons. The coding region runs from base 1 to 756 and encodes 251 amino acids. Gene Ontology annotation, molecular function: protein dimerization activity. Lineage: Eukaryota; Metazoa; Arthropoda; Insecta; Hemiptera; Aphididae. The record is from RefSeq and is a predicted model, not a curated record.